AUGCAGUUCAAAAACACAAUCAUCGCCUCAAUCCCAAUCCUAGGCGCCAUUGCGGCACCAACAGGUUCUUCCGGCAAGAAUCCCGAUGCGCCUGCCACAUUCCCAGCAGCUUACGGUCUAGUCGUUAGCACCCACGUGGAUCCAUUCCACUUCGAAACGGUCAAUGCCAACAGCGGCAAAUUCUGGCUUAAUCUUCCCUUGACCUCAACCUCUUGCCCAAGCGACGUUGCCUCUCAGGGCGCCUGUCCUCCCGGAACAGAUACUGUCUUCACGGGAGCAGGUGGUCUCGCCACCGUGGUGCCUGGCGGCCAACAAGCUUAUGCCCUGCAAACUGGAGAGCUCCGGUUCACCGGCGCGCAUGCCAACCUUGUCCCUCAAGGAGCAGUCAGUUCUCCUUUUGUGUACGAAUUUCAGGACGGCGCACAGUUCGGCUCCGUGACCAGCUACGCCUUUGGUGCUAAUGGAUUCAUGGCUUGCCCCACUCCAGGAAGCAGUGCCUACCAGGUCUUCCUCAAUGUGGCAAAUGCUCAGGUUCCUUUGGGUGACACCAGCGCCUGUGUUCUUCUUGGCUUCCUCGCUGUGCCUUACACUCAAGGAGAUGCUGCUGCCUGGCAGUACGACUAA
Molecule: messenger RNA, 624 nt
Organism: Exophiala bonariae
Lineage: Eukaryota; Fungi; Ascomycota; Eurotiomycetes; Chaetothyriales; Herpotrichiellaceae
Exons: 1
Coding region: 1-624 (207 amino acids)
Source: RefSeq, a predicted model, not a curated record